AUGCAUCGGAAAAAGAUCAAAGCAGAUGAUCAUGCCAACCUGAUGGGUGAAGACCAAAAUGCCAAAGGGCCUUAUUAUGGUAGUCUGAGCCAGGAUCCUAUUGAAAUCUCGGAGCUGAGCAAACCAAGUCAAGCAACCCAUGUCACGCAGAGCACUGCAAACGUCUUCAGCGAUGGACGCACCAGGAUAGACUUCAUCCUGGUGUGGGAAGCAGACCCCCAGGAGCAGGAGGGACAGAAUGAAGAAACCAGUGCUGAGAGCGAGGUGCCCCGGUGGAGAAGAGCUGUUGAUGUCCGCAAGACUUGGCGGAAGAAGUUUCUGAACAAGCUCCAGGCUGCUGGGAUCUGUAUAGAAAAGCACGUGGUCCAGGAUGAGAAGAAGGUGGUGCACUAUGUGCUGCUGAAUGCCCCCUGGAGCGUGCUGUGUUAUUAUGCAGAGGAUCUCCGGCUGAGGCUCCCCCUGCAGGCCCUGCCAAAUCAGGCUUCAAACUGGUCUGACAGAGUGGCGAAGAGGCUGGGUGUCCCCAGCCUGCUGCAUGAGGAGGUUCCCAAUCUGCCCCUGGACUACUACACUUGUCACUUCAAGGUGAACAAGUUAGCAUGGUUCCUAGGGAGCAAUGAGCAAGACACCUUCUUCAGCAGCACACAACGGCACAGGAUACUGUACGAGAUCCUGGCCACGACGCCAUAUGGCCACCUGAAGCAGGGGGAGGUUGGGGUGGAUCGGCUGCUGAGCGAGAAUGUCUUUGCAGCUGCAUUCCCCCUGCAUGAGGGUCCCUUUGCAGUACCUGCUGACAGGCUGGCCCCUGAGAUCCUGACCGAGCGCCAGGUCCUCUUCCAGUACUGGGCGAGGUGGCGGAAAUGGAACAGAUACCAGCCACUGGAUCACAUCCGCAGGUACUUUGGAGAGAAGAUCGCGCUCUACUUUGCCUGGCUGGGUUUCUACACUGGGUGGCUCUUGCCUGCGGCAGUUGUGGGGACACUGGUUUUCAUUGCAGGCAUAUUUCUGAUGCUGAGCGACAUACCUGCGCAGGAGAUCUGUGAGAGCGAGGAUCAGUACCAGAUGUGCCCGCUGUGUAAGGAGUGCCCACAGUGGCAGCUCUCCAGCAUCUGCAGCAUGUUCAAGGCAGGUCGCCUCUUCGACCACGGUGGGACCAUCUUCUUCAGCAUUUUCAUGUCCCUGUGGGCGGUGACAUUCCUGGAGUACUGGAAGAGGAUGAAUGCCACCCUGGCGCACCGCUGGGACUGUUCCGACUUCGAGGACAUUGAGGAGCGGCCGCGACCCCAGUUCACUGCCAUGGCUCCCAUGACGAUGGAGAACCCAAUUACUGGAGCAGAGGAGCCAUAUUUUCCCAAGCAGAACCGCGUAAAACGGGUCAUGGCUGGAUUGAUGAUCAUCAUCAUGAUGAUUGCUGUGGUUGUGAUGUUUCUGAUCUCCAUUAUCCUGUACCGGGCGAUCGUCAGCAUCCUUGUGUCAAGAUCCGGGAACUUCCUCUUUGUGGCAUCGGCAUCUCGUAUUGCCAGCCUCACGGGCUCAGUGGUGAAUCUAAUCUUCAUCCUCAUCCUCUCUAAAAUUUACAUUGCACUGGCCCAUUUCCUUACCAAGUGGGAAAUGCACCGGACUCAGACGAAGUACGAAGAUGCUUUCACCUUCAAAGUGUUUGUCUUCCAGUUUGUCAAUUUCUACUCUUCUCCCAUCUACAUCGCAUUCUUCAAGGGAAGGUUUGUAGGCUACCCAGGGCACUACAAGACCUUGCUUGGGAUCCGCAACGAGGACUGCGGGGCUGGCGGCUGUCUCAUUGAACUCGCCCAAGAGCUGCUGGUCAUCAUGGUGGGAAAACAAGUAAUUAACAACGUGCAGGAAAUCGUCAUCCCGAAGCUGAAAGGCUGGUGGCAGAAGUACAAGCUUCGAUCCAAAAAGAGGAAAAGCAAGGAGGCCCAAUUGGGCCUGGCGCAGCAGGUGCCCUGGGAGAGCAACUACGAGCUCCUGGUCUGUGAGGGGCUGUUUGACGAGUACCUGGAAAUGGUCCUGCAAUUUGGAUUCAUCACUAUCUUUGUGGCAGCUUGUCCUCUGGCGCCCCUUUUCGCCUUGCUCAACAACUGGGUGGAGAUCCGCCUGGAUGCACAGAAGUUUGUCUGCGAGUACCGUCGUCCUGUGGCUGAGCGGGCCCAGGGCAUUGGCAUCUGGUUUUAUAUCCUGGAGGUCAUCACCCACUUGGCUGUCAUCAGUAACGCCUUCCUGAUUGCCUUCACUUCAGACUUCUUGCCCCGGCUGUAUUAUCAGUACACCCACGCCAGUGACCUGCAGGGCUAUGUUAACUUCACCCUGGCGUAUGCUCCAAAGCACUUUGCCUCACAGCACAACGUCACGUGCAGGUACCGUGCAUACAGGGAUGAGAGCGGCAGGUACUCGCUAACCUAUUGGAACCUACUAGCAAUCCGCCUGGGCUUUAUUAUAGUGUUUGAGCAUGUGGUUUUCUUUAUUGCUCGUCUGAUAGACCUGAUGGUGCCUGACAUUCCUGAGUCACUGCAGAUCAAGGUGAAGCGUGAACGUUAUCUGGCGAAGCAGGCACUGGCUGAGAACAAGGCCCUCUUUGAGAGAAAGGAAGUCAGAGCCACCUCCAGCACUAUGCAAACAGCACCCAAAGACUGGGAGCUAGGUGGGAUGCAUGAAAACCAGGAGCCUACCCAACUGCAGACGACGACGUCUACACCCACAUUAGCUGCUAGUCCGGAAGCUCAUCCUCAGCACCAGUUUGAGCCUGAAGCAGAAUCCCCAUGA
Emys orbicularis (European pond turtle) is the source of this 2781-nucleotide messenger RNA. RefSeq names its product anoctamin 7 (gene ANO7). Bases 1 to 2781 code for a protein of 926 amino acids. Lineage: Eukaryota; Metazoa; Chordata; Testudines; Emydidae. Gene Ontology annotation, biological process: chloride transmembrane transport; calcium activated phospholipid scrambling. The record is from RefSeq and is a predicted model, not a curated record. The transcript has 23 exons. Gene Ontology annotation, cellular component: plasma membrane. Gene Ontology annotation, molecular function: chloride channel activity; protein dimerization activity.